AUGGCGCCGAGCCGGAAAAGAAAAGCGCGCUUCUCCACAAAUACAUCCCUCGAUUUACUCAAUAAUGUCUCCUCCACAACUCCGGCUAACAGGAGACACACUGCGCGACACGACAGUGUCUACGAUAUCCCCAUCUCGCCCGAACGACGAAAGCCUUCCCGCAAAAGCGAACCUCCUCUAUUAAAGAGACCUCGUACCCGUCAGAACAAAAGCACUCCGACCCCCGAACCGGCUGAUACCCUUGAGCCCAAUCGCGAACCGGAGAGCGUUGAAGAAGCGGAGGCAGAGCAGCCGUCAUCCGACGCGGACGACUACCAAGAUGCUGAGUUGAACUUAUUUUCGGCUGAUGAAGAGGGGGAAGAAAAGGAUAGUCGUGCAGAUGAUCCUCGACCCGAAGGAACCGGGGAGCUCUUCGAACAUUGGGAAGACAAUGGCGAUGAGGGCCAGGAAAACGAAGCUGAAAGAGAAAUGGAGGCAGAAGGCAUCACAGAAAAUACCGACACUAUGCCAAGGCAAGACAACGCAGAAGAUACCGCAUAUUCCGAUCAGAACGAAGAGGGCCCAAAUGACGAUUAUUCGAUCCAGUCUCAGGGUUCUCGUCAACUUAUGCCAUUACGAAACAACGUUGAGAUAGUGAUCGACAAUAGUCCAUCGGCCCGUAGCUAUCUAUCCCAUGGGUUUGCUGAGACUAUUCAUGAUGAGACUAUUCAUGAUGAGACUAUUCAUGAUGAGACUAUUCAUGAUGAGACUAUUCAUGAUGAGACUAUUCAUGAUGCUGAUUAUCAAGACUUUGAAUCCCAGAAACAACUGGCCAAGCGAGUAUCAGACAACCGGAAAAAAGAAACCGAUCCAAAUAUACAACUUAUUCGUGAUCUCCGCCACUGGUUUGGCCGGGAAAUCGGGAAAACCAGUGUGGGUCCUGGCUGGAACAAGCUCAAUGAAAAAGGACGAGGCUUGAAAGCAUAUGCCAUAUCGCCACGGCCGAAAUAUCUAGAAUUUCUCUACCAGCUUUUCGCUGAGUAUCGAACUCUCUACAAGGAAGCUAUAGAACAUGGAGGUGUCACCGAGCGUCUCGGGAAACAGCUCCAGAAUAUCAAAGAAUCCAUUGUGACAGAAGUCAGGCAGCUCUUCGAGCAUGCAUCGGAGAUGCUCCAAGAAUCCAGUGUGCUGGAUCAGUUUGAAGCGCAUUUUAUACCGAAAAUGGUCAUCCUGACCCAACUUGGGUUCCGGGUAUACCGAAUGACAGAUGGGCGGGCCCAUGACCAACUCCGUCACGCAUUAGAUCUGAUGUCGGUAUGCAUAGGUCUAAUCAAACAAUACAUGGGACUGCUUUCACCAAUUUACCGAUCUUUCUCCCUUGCUCAGCCACUCCAGCGUGUUAUCAAAGCCUUGGAAAAUGGUCAGCUGAGGGACCACUCGCCCGUUGAGACCAACGACCAGCACCAUUGGGCCGAUAUCCCACCUGUUACUCAUCGUUGGACUGUGAAUGAGGAACGAGUGUUGAGAUAUGGGAUGGUUAAAUAUGUUGAUGACGGUCAGUAUCCCCCCCCCCCCCCCAUUCUUCCCAUCCCAUCCGUGAAAACAUUCUGA
This is a messenger RNA of Penicillium manginii, 1590 nucleotides long. RefSeq lists its product as uncharacterized. The coding region runs from base 1 to 1590 and encodes 529 amino acids. NCBI's taxonomy places the organism in Eukaryota, Fungi, Ascomycota, Eurotiomycetes, Eurotiales, Aspergillaceae. The transcript has a single exon. The record is from RefSeq and is a predicted model, not a curated record.